GAGUCUGAGACCCGCAACUCCGCACUUUCUCCCCGCAAAUGGCGGCAGUAGCAGCAGUCGCAAGCCCCAUCCGCACUCUAAUUCUAACACCUAGAUACAUCCACUCACACUCAUAACUAGCAGAACUGCUAGCCGCGGCUUCACACUUUAUCCCACACCUCACCCUCGCUCCUCUCCCCCGCAAAUGGCGGCGGUAGCAGCUGCAAACCCCUCGGCAGCGGCGGCAGUCCCGCCGGCAGCGCCGCCGGCGGAGGCGGCGGAGUGCGUGCGGCAGUUUCGGCUGGAGCGCGAAACUGAGCUGCGCGUGGAGGUGGAGUGGGACGCGCGGCUAACGGUGAAGCUUGUAUCGGGGACGGCGGAGAUCUUCGGGUCGGAGAUCGCCGUCGGGCAGAGCGUCACUUUCGACGGCGGCGAGAAAUUCGCGGUCUUCUCCUGGCACGGGUGCAGUCUGGAGGUGCGGGGAUCGCCAACACUCCCGGAAGCCAUGUAUGCAGCUGACGAGACGCCCAUGGUGAGCUACCUCAACCUGCAUGCAGUGCUCAAUGUGCGACGAGUCGAGGCAGCUAGGAGCCUGAUGCACGCCAAGCAGCGGCUGGCGCACCUGCAGCAGCAGCAACAGCAGCUGCAACAACAUCAACAACAACAACACCAGCAGCAGCAGCAGCAGCACUAUCAGCAUCAGCUGCAGCUGUUGCAGCGGCAGAAGCAGCAACUGGAGCACAAGAUCAACUCCCUCGUGCUCAACAAGGUGCCCAGGGUAUUGCUGGUGGGUCCCACAGACUCCGGUAAAUCAACCCUUGCCAGGAUGCUGCUCUGCUGGGCGGCCAGGCAGCUGUGGCACCCCACCUACGUGGACCUAGACGUGGCUCACAGCAGUGUGACUGUACCGGGGGCUGUGGCUGCCACCCCUGUAGAAGCACCUCUUGAAGUGAACGCCAAGAGCGUGGAGGAAGCACCAUUGGUGCUAUUUUACGGGCAUACCAACCCCAGUGCCAACCUUGACCUAUAUCGGGCACUAGUAACAUCACUGGCAGAAGCAACCGACAGGCGACUAGGCAUCCAACCGCUGAGCGAGGGGGGAGGUGGAGGGGAGGAGGGGGGAGGCGAGGGGGGGAGGGGAGGGGGAGGAGCAGGAGCAGGAGCAGGGAGAGAGACAGCAGGAGUUGGGGCGGCAGUGGGGGCGGUACCAGUGGAGGCAGCAGCAGCGGGAAUCAUAGCGAAUAGCAUGGGAUGGGUGGAUGGUGCUGGCUACCAGCUGUUGCUCCACUCUAUUGACGCCCUGAGAGCCAACGUGGUGUUAGUCUUGGGGCAGGAGCGUCUAUACAGCAUGCUGUCAGAGCAUUAUCGGACAAAAGCAGCAGCUGAUAGUGCUGCCGGCUCUGCCAGCAGCAGCCAUGCAGCAGCAGUGGAGGUGGUGAAGCUCGUGCGGUCAGGAGGCGCCGUUUCUCGCCCUUCCAAGUUUAGACAGCGCCUCAGACAAGCAGUCAUCAAGGCAUACUUCUAUGGGCCAGAGCGCCAGUUCUCCCCUCAUUCGAGCACGGCUAGUUGGUCAGAUUACACAGUGCUGAGGGUAGGCGGAGGGCCGCAGGCACCGUCAUCAGCCUUGCCUAUCGGAGCAGCCAGGGUUUCAGACCCGCUGCGCACUGCACCUGUGGUGCUGUCUCGGGAGUUGGAGCAUCAUGUGCUGGCGGUUUCACAUGCCAAAGACGAGAAGGACGCUGUCACUGGGAGCAUCGCUGGGUUCAUCUGCAUCACGCAAGUGGAUCUUGCCAAGGGCAAGUUUAUGUUCAUAGCACCCAGCCCAGGGCCAUUGCCAGGGAAAAUUCUCCUCUUUGGCUCCCUUACCUGGGUGGAGUAGGGUGGGGUAUGCUACAGGGUGAAGUGAAGGAGCUCGUGCAUGCCA
Messenger RNA from Closterium sp. NIES-67, 1903 nucleotides. The record is from the annotation of a GenBank genome assembly. NCBI's taxonomy places the organism in Eukaryota, Viridiplantae, Streptophyta, Zygnematophyceae, Desmidiales, Closteriaceae.